Messenger RNA from Cygnus olor (mute swan), 1697 nucleotides. RefSeq names its product D-beta-hydroxybutyrate dehydrogenase, mitochondrial-like. The coding region runs from base 62 to 1021 and encodes 319 amino acids. The record is from RefSeq and is a predicted model, not a curated record. Lineage: Eukaryota; Metazoa; Chordata; Aves; Anseriformes; Anatidae. The transcript has 4 exons.
UUGAAGGGGGGGCACCCUCUGCCGGCCGCCUCCUGGGACCCAGACGGUACGGUGGGGCAGCAUGUGGGUCACAGCCCUCCUCCUCCUCCUGCUGCUGCUGGUGCUGCUGCUGGGACGACGAGGGGCGUCGCGGCUGGAGCCUGCCGGCCGGGCCGUGCUCAUCACCGGCUGCGACAGCGGCUUCGGGCACCUGCUGGCGCUGCGCCUGCACCGCCUCGGCUUCACCGUGUUCGCCGGCUGCCUCUGCCCGGGCGGCGCCGGGGCGCGGCGGCUGCAGCGGGAGGCGGCCGCCGGGGCCGGGCGGCUGCGGGUGCUGCGGCUGGAUGUGACCUGCGGCCGCGACGUGCAGGCGGCCAAGGAGCUGGUGCUGAGCCACCUGCCCGAGAGAGGUUUUUGGGGGCUUGUGAACAAUGCAGGAAUAUCAACAUUUGGUGAGACAGGAUGGCUGUCUAUGGAAAAAUAUGAAAAAUUUACAGAUGUGAAUCUUCUUGGGAGCAUCAGGACAACCCUGACAUUUCUUCCCCUUCUGAGGAAAUACAAGGGACGUAUUGUCUUCAUGUCCAGCAUUAUUGCCUAUUUUGCUUUGGGAAAUGGCAUUUAUUCUAUGACCAAGGCAGCUAUUGAAAAAUUUUGUGAUGCCUUAAGACUGGAAAUGAAGAAGUUUGGUGUUCAGGUCUCUAUUAUUCAGCCAGGAAACUAUGCACGCUCUACCAAAAUCCAGCCACCAGUCAGUGCUGAAGAGAUUUGGAAUGAACUCAGUGAAGAGGAAAAGGCAGUUUACAACAAGGAGUAUGUUCAAGAGCGGGCAAACUUUUUCAACAACAUCCUCAGCGAAGGAAGCCCUAAUGGCAAUGAAGUUGUAGAUGCUAUGGUUGAUGCUUUAAUGUCUCCUGCACCCAAGGCACGUUACAUGGUAGCAAGGCUAAAGGAAAAAGCACUGGUGCUUGUAUGUGCUUUACUUCCAACUACUGUGAUGGAUUUUUUUCUGUCUUAUGCACUGAGUAAAGUCAAGCUUACAUAGCCAGCAUUGGUAUCAUUUAGUGACUCAGGCUAGGCAAUUUUUUAAACUGCGAAAGCCAUGGCUCCAUGUAAUGCCCCCAGAAAUCAUGUUAUGACACCGACUAACUGAUGCAAACUUUGGAGCGUCUCCCUGCUCAGAACUGUCACUUGUUCAUACAGAAGAACGUGUAGGACCUCAAGUAAAAUUCACACAGUUGUCUAGUAACUGUAUUUCUCUUGUAGAGAAAGAACAGGGCCACUUACACUACUUUAGGUAUUGCCUAGAAAAUUUAAUGCAGCUUUUCCUAAUACAAUACCAAAUUACUGCGUUAGAGACAUGACAGAGGCAAAAUGGAGCAUAUCCUACAGGGCAACUGCAUACCUGAAAUCAGUAUGGCAGAGAUGAAAGCAUCUUAUGUGUAGGAGCCUAAAUAGUAAUUUAUUAGAGGUGAUGGGAAGAGGCUAAUGGAAAAAUGAGGAAUGAGCAACAGACCUUGAAACACUUUGAAUGUAGCUGUGACUUUAGAAAGUUAGGAAGUGUUAAAUGAGUAAUCAAGUUGUAUUCUUAGCAACGAAACAGUAGCUUGGCUAACUGCAGUUCAGUGCUUAUUCAGGUGUUAGGGAUAAAUCUGUAACAAAGCCAAUGUGUGAUGGACUUUGAAAAAUAAGUAGCACAUUCUAUUUACAACUGAAUAUUC